ACCACGCCCGAUCUUGUAUAAAACAGUUCACAUCCAGAGAUAAGACAUCAGUUCUGUCCACAGCAGAUCCGAGCUCUCAACAUGGUUUCCUGCAAAGUUCUUUUGGCUCUGAUGGCCGUCGUAGUUGCAGUGAGUGCUACCGAGCUGCGCCGUGAGAAGAAACAGGUCCUCGCCUACUCCGCCGGUUACCCCGUUGCCUCAGCCUACCCCUACGCCGCCGCUGCCUACCCCUACUCUGCCGCUGCCUACCCUUACUCCGCCUACAGCUACUCUGCCGCUGCCUACCCCUACUCUGCCGCCGCUUACCCGUACAGCGCCUACCCUUACUCUGCAUACGGCAGAUAUUACUACUGAGAACAUCGUCAACCUGAUGUCUAUUCUCAAAAACACCCUUAGCAAUCUGGUCAUCAACUGCUCCACACAACUACUCUGAACAUCUCAAUGCAAUAAAUAAAUUUUACAGUUCCUAAAUAUAAAA
Molecule: messenger RNA, 478 nt
Organism: Macrosteles quadrilineatus (aster leafhopper)
Lineage: Eukaryota; Metazoa; Arthropoda; Insecta; Hemiptera; Cicadellidae
Product: nematocyst expressed protein 4-like
Exons: 3
Coding region: 82-354 (90 amino acids)
Source: RefSeq, a predicted model, not a curated record